This is a messenger RNA of Prorocentrum cordatum, 700 nucleotides long. Lineage: Eukaryota; Dinophyceae; Prorocentrales; Prorocentraceae. The record is from the annotation of a GenBank genome assembly.
GGGCGGCUGGCAGCGCGGCGAGGAGCCGGGCGAGGCGGCGGCCACGCUGGACCAGCUCUACGGGGGGAUCACGGCGCUGCUGGAGGAGGGCCUGCCUGGCUGGUCUGAUUGGUCGGAAGAGGAGCGAGCCCGCCACGGUGGAAGGGGGGCGACCCCGAAGUUCGCGCAGCAGAAGGGCCUGGCCCGCAAGCUGAGAGCGGCGGGGCAGCUCACCUUCGACGAGCUGUGUGCCCUGGAGGACUGCGCGCGCCGAGCGGCCCGAGCAUUCGACGCGAGGGCGGCCGCGGCUCGAACCGAGGCUUGGAAAAGGAUGGGCGUCGUCAGCGGUGCGAGACGGAGCAGGAGCAGCACGUGGUUCCUGUCUUGCCUGCGGGGCUGGGCGGCCGACGUGGCCGAGCGCGGUCUGCCAGCAGGAGUGGCAGGACCCCUGAGGGCGCUGAUGGAGUACCAGCAGGUGUGGCUCCACGGGAAAGAGAGCUUCAGCAUCGAGGCGCCGACGCCGCUGGAGAUCUUGGACGCGGCGGGAAGCUUCAUGAAGGCGGCUGCGGUUGGCAUCGACUGCAUCAGGCCGCACCACUUCAGCGGGCUCUCCGAGCACGGGCUCCUGGCCCUCAGUUUGCUGCGGCACCGCAUCGAGAUGGAGACGGCCUUCCCGCGUCAGAUCGCGGGUCCGACGCUGCGGCGGAAGCGAGGAGAGGGC